CUUUCUUAAUUCAAUCACCCUACCAUUCAAGAAAAGAACUCUUCGCAAGAUAUACUUGUGUCUUCUCCUUGCAAGAUACUAUUUAUGGGUUGAAUCCAUCCCAUGACUUCGCCGUCAGAAGAUCGUAUAAUUGUUUCAAGCUCUCCAAUCUUCUCUUAGCCACGUUCUUGCAAUAGACGGUAUUCGUUUUUAACUUUCAUUUUCCAACAAGAUCUGUUGAAAUGGAAGGACUUGUCCGAGGAAUAAGAUCUUGCCAGGAAACCCUCAGAGUUGCAAUUCUAAAGCAUCCCCGUGAUAGAAGAAACAUAUUUUCACGUUUUGGACGCGUUACAUCCUCUCUUCCAGUGCGAGAGAAAGGACUAGAGAAUCUAACAGUGGCAGAUGCACUGAUGACAAAGGGAGAAGACAAAAUUGGCUCCUGGCUCUGGUGCCGCACCACCGAUUCUGUCUAUGAUGCUGUGGAGAAUAUGGCAAAGAAUAAUAUUGGGUCAUUGGUGGUCCUAAAGCCAGGAGAACAAGAACUUAUUGCAGGAAUUAUCACAGAGAGAGACUAUAUGAAGAAGAUAAUAGCACAAGGGAGAUCAUCUAAAUACACAAGAGUUGGGGAAAUUAUGACUGAUGAGAACAAAUUAGUAUCAGUGACAUCUGACACCAGCAUGCUACAAGCAAUGCAGCUGAUGACAGAUCAUCAUAUUCGGCAUGUUCCGGUCAUAGAUGGAAAGAUAGUUGGGAUGGUUUCCAUUGUAGAUGUGGUUCGAGCUGUGGUAGAACAGCAAGGUGGAGAAUUGAAGCGGCUGAAUGAGUUCAUUAAAGGAGAAUACUAUUAGAAUCUAACAAUAUCAAUGUAUGAAAGCUUCCUGCUUGUAAGGAUAAUGUCUUCAGAAUCUAUUUGGAUCAAGGUUUUUCUUUAAAUUCCACAAAAGAGAAAAAACUUGGCUCCA
Populus euphratica (Euphrates poplar) is the source of this 941-nucleotide messenger RNA. RefSeq names its product Cystathionine beta-synthase (CBS) family protein. The record is from RefSeq and is a predicted model, not a curated record. Bases 222 to 827 code for a protein of 201 amino acids. Lineage: Eukaryota; Viridiplantae; Streptophyta; Magnoliopsida; Malpighiales; Salicaceae. The transcript has 6 exons.